AUGUCGCUUCCUGAACGACCAGGAGCUGCGACCCCGUUGUAUGGGCACAGGAGUUCCUACCGACAGUCGCCAUCGCGCCGAAACCGCCCAGCAGAUGUGGAAACCGGGGGGUAUCGCCCUGUAUCUGGACGGGGCUCGACUCAACACCGCCGUGCACCUUCUACGAACUCGUUCGCCGAGACGAUUCUAAGCCCCGAUGGCACUACGGAGAGGUUACCACUCUCGCCGACUCACGACGAUGUCGACCCUGCUGGCGUUCCGACGCGCAAGAGAAGCCUGAUCCGACCCGAGAGGAACAGGAUAGACAAAGAUCACCCGAACUAUCACUACAGAAAACAUGCUGCCAAGAUGGAAACUCUCCCCUCCAAGACCGGAAACGAUCCCAUCUACGAAGAUAUUGAGGGUAAAACCGACUUGUCUGCGGAGCGAAGCCUGGAUGCUACUUCAGACAGCUCGCCACCUCGAAGGCAUCACAGCGGCGACAAGGAGAAGGCGAAACCGCGCACGUCAACGAAACGGCGGCGGCAAUCAGGAGGACACAAGAUAUCGAAGGCCUCCAAAAGUUCGAAACGUCACGGGCCGAAAGAGACCAUCAGCCCUCCGGGUGUGUGGAAUAUCUACUGCGCUAUCGUAACCUUUUGGUGCCCGGACUUCAUUCUGAACUGCUGCGGAUUCCGGUCAAAGGCGCAGAAAAGAGCCUGGAGGGAGAAGAUGGGACUGAUCAGCAUCAUCCUCUACAUCAUGGCCUUUGUUGGAUUCCUGACAUUCGGGUUCCAGCGGGUUGUCUGCUUGUCGGCCAGUGUCCGCCUUCACGUCAACGAUGUCUCUAGCAACUACAUGAUUUUCCAUGGCGCCGCGUAUGAUCUGAGCCAUUCUGGCCACCCUCCAGCAGAUGGCAUCCCGCUCAAACAAGAUGGAUCAUACCCCAGCGUUGUGUAUGAUUUGCCCAUCCACUACGGCGGCCAAGAUGGUAGCUUCCUGUUCCAAAACGUCAAUGGCAAAUGCAAAGAUCUCAUCACUAAAGCUUCAGACUCGGACGUUCCAUCUGGAGACGAUGGUGACCUUGCCUGGUAUUUCCCGUGUGACACAUUCAAUCAGGACGGUUCGUCGGCACCGAACUUCACCCGGCCAUACUACACGGGGUAUGCUUGCCAUACCACUCAGAAGGCCCGAGACACCUUCUACCUUGAGAUACAUAGCACCGGGGAUGUCUUCUACACCUGGGACGACGUCAAGAACAACUCGCGCAACCUGAUCGUCUACUCCGGUACCGUGCUCGAUCUUGAUCUGCUCAACUGGUUCAACGAGAAAGAGGUCAACAUCCCCGAUCGGUUCAAAGAAUUGAGGGACAGAAGCACUUCUGCCAAUGCAGCCGUUCAUGGUCGCGAUGUCACCCGAGCGUUCUCAAACGCUGAAGACAAGCAUUUGGCUGAGUGCUUUGAAGAGAUCAUCAAAGUUGGCACUGUGGAUACCGAGACUGUUGGAUGCAUCGCGUCCAAAGUUGUUCUCUACGUGUCUUUGGUUCUGAUAUUGUCUGUCGUAGUAGCAAGGUUCGGACUGGCUUUAGUGUUCCAGUGGUUCCUCAGUCGCAAGUAUGCUGCAAUCAAAACCUCUCAGACGGCAGACAAGAAGAAGCGGAACCGUCAGAUCGAGGACUGGAGCGAAGAUAUAUACCGUGCUCCGCCACGAAUCCCUGGAGACAUCAGCAGCAGUGUUGGUACGUCUGAUAGAACCAGCAAGCGUACCAGCACCUUCCUGCCAACCACCUCUCGCUUUUCGGCGGUAUAUGGUCCUGAGAAGACAUUGCGCCGACCGAAAGCCACGACGAUGGCGAGCCAGGCGUCAAUGGGGCCUCUGCUUCAUCCUGGCUCGAUGUACAGGCAGGGCAACGACAGUCGAGCUAGUAUGUUACGUUCCGAUACAUACGGAACGUCUGCAAGCCCUAUGGACGGUUAUGGUCCUGCUGGCUUCAUCCACGAAGCUGUUGUACCUCAACCGCCCUCGGAUUAUCAGCCAUUCGGGUUUCCUCUGAUCCACUCCAUCUGCCUGGUCACGGCCUAUUCUGAAGGAGAGCUCGGGCUUCGAACUACUCUGGACUCCAUUGCUAUGACAGAUUACCCCAACAGCCACAAGGUGCUUCUCGUUAUUUGCGAUGGAAUCAUCAAGGGCCAUGGCGAGACUAUGUCGACACCCGACAUCUGUCUUGGCAUGAUGAAAGACCACACCGUGGCCCCUGAGGAGGUUGAAGGGUUCUCGUAUGUAGCAGUCUCGAGUGGCUCGAAACGGCACAACAUGGCCAAAGUCUACGCAGGAUUCUACGACUAUGGUGCUAAGUCCGCCAUUCCGCUGGAAAAGCAGCAGCGUGUGCCCAUGAUGCUUGUUGUCAAGAGUGGCACCCCCGAUGAAGCCACCAAAGCCAAGCCCGGCAACCGAGGCAAGCGUGACAGUCAGAUCAUCCUGAUGUCGUUCUUGCAGAAGGUUAUGUUCGACGAGCGUAUGACUGAGCUCGAGUUCGAGAUGUUCAACGGUCUGUGGAAAGUCACUGGCAUAUCACCCGACUACUACGAAGCCGUCCUCAUGGUCGACGCCGAUACCAAUGUUUUCCCUGACAGUCUAACUCAUAUGCUCUGUGCUAUGGUUCGCGACCCCGAGAUCAUGGGCUUGUGUGGCGAGACCAAAAUCGCCAACAAGAGACAGAGCUGGGUGACGGCCAUUCAAGUAUUCGAGUACUUCAUCUCUCACCAUCUGUCCAAGUCAUUUGAGUCGGUCUUCGGUGGUGUCACAUGUCUCCCGGGCUGCUUCUGCAUGUACCGCAUCAAGGCGCCAAAGGGUGCUCAGAAUUACUGGGUGCCCAUCUUGGCCAACCCUGAUGUUGUCGAGCAUUAUUCCGAGAACGUGGUUGACACCCUCCACAAGAAGAAUCUCUUGCUCCUUGGCGAGGAUCGGUACUUGACAACUCUUAUGCUCAGGACCUUCCCAAAACGCAAGCAGGUGUUCGUCCCGCAGGCGGUGUGCAAGACGACUGUUCCGGAUGAAUUCAGCGUUCUACUCUCGCAACGGCGACGGUGGAUCAACUCUACCGUCCACAACCUGAUGGAGCUGGUCCUUGUCAAGGAUCUAUGCGGUACCUUCUGCUUCAGCAUGCAAUUCGUCAUCCUCAUUGAGUUGAUCGGUACCAUAGUGCUGCCUGCUGCCAUCGCAUUCACCUUCUACGUCGUCAUCUCAUCGGCGAUCUCUCCACAUCCCCAGAUUAUUCCUCUGGUGCUUCUGGCUCUGAUCCUCGGUCUCCCGGGUGUGCUGAUUAUUGUGACGGCGCACUCGUGGUCUUACGUGGUGUGGAUGUUCAUCUACCUCGGCUCGCUGCCCAUCUGGAACUUCGUCCUCCCAACCUACGCCUUCUGGAAAUUCGACGACUUCUCGUGGGGAGACACUCGAAAGACAGCAGGGGAGAAGACAAAGAAGGCUGGUAUCGAAUAUGAAGGCGAAUUCGAUAGCAGCAAGAUUACUAUGAAACGAUGGGCUGAGUUUGAGCGGGAGAGACGGCUGCAGGACAACUUCUGGGGCUCAAGGGAGGACGUCGUAGGCGGCACCUGGUCUGCAGGGCCUGGUCACAUGUCUCGUCAUCCAUACGAUGAUCAGUACUAUUCUGAUGCAUGA
Messenger RNA from Anthostomella pinea, 3657 nucleotides. The record is from the annotation of a GenBank genome assembly. NCBI's taxonomy places the organism in Eukaryota, Fungi, Ascomycota, Sordariomycetes, Xylariales, Xylariaceae.